UUUUCAGUCGGAAUUUCAUCAUCGAUAAGUCUGCGUGGAAAAUGGAGCGGUAAUAGCUAAAGGAAUAACAACAGCGAAAAACGCAAAGAAAACGGCCUUUUGUCCGCUAUUUCAGCGAAUUUUUUUGUUAAAAGCAAAAAUUUACCAAACGACGACUUCUACCACUGCAACUACAUCCACUCACUACCACCAAAAUCACUAUCAAAAAUAAAUACAUACAUCCAAGCAGCAGCAGCAACGUUGACGUGAGCAGAAUUUUGUGAUGAAAAAAGUUAAUGGUCAAACAGAAUUAACUGCCACAGCGUAUACAGCUAAAGCACCAGCAGGAAAAACAACCGAAACAAUCUUUCCUAAAUUAAUCAUAUUGAACGCAAUAGAACAUCAGGAGCUAGAAAAUUUGCAAUUUAUUCAACAUCACCAACAAGCAGCAGAGAAAAAUCAAAUUGGCGUAGUAGGGGCGUCAGCUGUAGCAGCACUUGAAACGCAGUCGGACGAAACAUUUGUUGAGUCGACCGCGGCAGAGCUAGCGGCAGCGAACGCAACAGCAGUGAAAAUUUUCCAUAUUGAAAAUUUAAAUUUGCAAGGAUCACCAAAUUCUUCGCUUAAUUCAAUUGAGAUUAAUGCGGAAUCUUUUUUAUGCUACCUUAUUUGACUGUUAGUAAAACAUUGAGAAAAAGAAGAAGUUAGCUUCUCCGAACACCACCAGUUUUAGCACCAGAAAAAACAAUAGCAACACGAUUCUUGCUAGCAGUAAAAUCCAUCACUUAUUCAGCUUUAAUAGAAGCGAUCGUAAUUUCAUCUGAAAUUGAGUACCAAUCUAUACGUAUUCACUAUAAACUACAAUUUAAGGACACCGUAGUUAAAAGUGGAAAAGUACCUUCAGCAUAUAGUUUGGGAAAUUUUAAAAGAAGCGUCCUGUACGGAUUUAAAUACAUUUUGGCAAAUCAUUAUUUGCUGGUGGAAACCAGCACAACCAAGAGCAAUUAUUACUUUGAAGACUCCAUCCACCAUUUUGAACAAACAACAACGCUUUAGUAGCAUUCACAGCUGCAGUACAGCUAAAAGUCAACGAACACCCGAACCUCUCGGCAAACGAAAAAGUUGAAGAGGAAGCAGAAGUAGCUGUAGAAGAUCGACUGACAUUCGGCGUAUAAUAAUUGGACAAGUGAAAAAAAUUGAGGAAAGGAAGGAGGUGAAACAAAAGAAUAAGCGAAAUAAACAAAAAAUAAAACGUUUAAAAUUACAAACGUAAGCCAACAACAUAUAGAACGACACAUUCAGGCCAGACGGAAACUGGUGUUGCAGCCAACAAGUCGAAGCGAGCCGAAGUGAUAGAUAGAAAUCCACAGACUGUGGUAUAGGCCGUGAACAUAUAGGCAAGCAACUGUGUGUAGAUUAAGCAUCAAGGAAAGAAUAGUUCAGUUGUGUGUUCUUUGAACUUGUUCGGGCUUGUUGUUUUGGAAUUUUGUUUCGGAAGCAACUUGAAUAUAUACGUGUAAACGAGUCGUUGCUUAAAGUCAGUGUUCCAACAAGAAAAGUUCCGGCAAUAUAAAAAUAGCAAUUCCUCGAAAACUUUCAAACUGAAAUUAUAAAACUUUUGCAAUAUCAAAAAAUUAAAGAAAAAGUCAGUUCGAGAGAAGUGAUUUGUGCUAAUAUACGUGCCUGAGUUUUUAUUUUUUUGAAUUUGAGCGAUUGAUUGCCAAUUUAACAAAUUCCAUUUUGAAAUUCUACGCUGAUAGAAAUCUACCUUCAAUAAUUAUUUUUCACUAUAUCGCGGACAAAUAUUAUAUCGCCAACUUACUACCGCAAAGAAUAUAAACUACGUAAACACCGAAAACCGCUAACGAAGAAAUUGAAGAGAAAAAAUGGUGGAACGCAUAUUAGAGGAAGAGGAGUGCAACAGCUGCGCCCCGUCUGCAUCUAAUGUUGCCAGUGGCUCCAAUGUAAAAACGGACAACAAUGGCAAAGCUACUAAUUCUGCUGGCAGCGGCAGCGAUAGUGGUGUAGGCGGAGGUGGCACUUUCUCUACGGACACCGAUAACAGCAGUCAAUCAGGCGGCCAUAAUGAAAUCACACGCUAUAGCAGCGAAGAUGUUUCGGGCAACGAGUCCAGCGAGGCGCCGAAAAUGACGGAAAUCGAACGUCAGGCGGAACUUAAUCGCCACAAGGAGGAAAUGCAAAAGAAGCGACGCAAGAAGAAACGCACCAGUUCUUCUUUGCAUUCGUCAACAUUUCAAGAAUUGUAUAAGCUGACGGGCGAAAUCCUUGGCGAAGGCGCUUACGCCUCUGUACAAACAUGCGUGAACAUCUACACUGAUUUGGAGUAUGCCGUAAAGGUUAUCGAUAAAAUACCGGGACAUGCGCGUGCGCGUGUUUUUCGCGAAGUGGAGACAUUCCAUCAUUGUCAGGGACAUCCGGGCAUUUUACAAUUAAUUGAAUUCUUCGAAGAUGAUGAAAAGUUUUAUUUGGUUUUUGAAAAGAUUAAUGGCGGCCCCCUUUUGAGGCGCAUUCAGGAGCAGAUUUGUUUCUCAGAACACGAGGCAGCGCAGAUUAUCAAGGAAAUUGCAUCCGGUUUGGAUUUUCUGCACAAGAAAGGCAUUGCACAUCGUGAUCUGAAGCCGGAAAAUAUUUUAUGUGUCGAUCCGGACAAAUUGUGUCCGAUUAAGAUAUGCGAUUUCGAUUUAGGAUCGGGCAUUAAAUUCACCACAGACGUUUCAUCGCCAUCGGCAACCCCACAACUUCUAACACCAGUCGGCAGCGCUGAAUUUAUGGCGCCCGAAGUUGUUGAUCUAUUCGUUGGCGAGGCAAAUUAUUAUGAUAAGCGUUGUGACCUGUGGUCACUUGGUGUUAUCGCAUAUAUUCUGUUGUGUGGCUAUCCACCAUUUUCGGGCAAUUGUGAAGAGGAUUGCGGCUGGAAUCGCGGCGAGAAUUGUCGCACCUGUCAGGAGUUGCUCUUCGAGUCCAUACAAGAAGGACGAUUUUCUUUUCCCGAGGCUGAAUGGGAGGAUGUAAGCGAGGAGGCCAAAGAUUUAAUACGUGGUCUACUUGUCAAGGAAGCGCCAAAGCGUCUAAGUGCCGAAGCAGUACUAAACCAUCCGUGGAUCAAGUUUUCGGAGGAAGAGUGUCCGAAUGAUAUUAAGAAAAUGGAGAAUCGGCGAAAGGCGCUGCGUACACCGGGCAAUAUAAGGCGAAAUCAAUCAGCGCGCGAGAUAUCCCGAUUCGCCGAGUCGGCAAUGGCUGUGAAACGUGUGAUACUACAACACUUUUCCAUGCGUUAUGACUACAUGAAAGAGCGCCCGAACAUCUAUCAGCCGUCGCAAAUGCAACUGGACGCCCAGAAUGGCGGCACCGGCGCGGAGAGCAACAACAGUCCACCAAUAUUUAUAAAGCCACCACCGCCACGUAGUCGCUCCAUGAAUAAUACGCUGAGCAUCAGCAAUAAUCGUUCCAUCUAUGGCGCUCGCAAUAGCAAUCUGUAUGCCACACGCAAUUCGAGUCGUUUCGGCAACAGCAUUAAUGGCGGCAAAGCGUCUAGCAUCUACCAAUCGGGUGCACCAUCAUUUAAAACACUUAACGUACACGAAGAGGACGACGACGAUGAGGAGGCGCUGGAAGCAUUUGGACGGCUCGAUGAAGAUGAAGAGUGGGCACAUGUGGGAGAACAUCAGACCGGAUACUUUUCUGCCGCCAAUGAAGAAGAUUUAAAAGCGGAAGUGGAAGCCAGACGUAGGCAAAUGGGGAAUAAUGCUGCAGAUGAGAGUGACCACGAGGAUUAUCCACAUCUUUGGCGUGACAUGGAUAAUGAGGAUGAGGAGGAGGAGUGUGACUUAGGUGGUGAGGUGAGAGAAACCAGCACAAAUAGGCCAUAUGAACAGGAUGGCGAGUGCAGUGAUAAUAAUACGCCCCAUGACUAUGACGAUUACACUAGACGUCCAAAAUACUAUCUUGAUGAUAAUAACGAAGAUAAAGAGAUAGAGCUCAAAGUGGACGAAGAGUUGGAGGAGAAGAAUCGUUAUCGUCAUGGUGAUUACGGUGAUAAUGCUAUUACUAGUGAUGCGGAGGAUAGUUCCUGUGUUAGGGGUGAUGACAAACGCAGUAAGACAACAUUACUACAGGGUGCCAUGCAGAUUAAGGAGGGAGAGAGAUCAGCCGGAGCUGAAACUGCUCUCGAGUUAAGUUUUAAUAGAUUACCUAAUAAUGAGAGUAAGGUUAAUGAUGAGAACGUGGAGAACGUAGAGUGGAAGAGGAGGGGCGUUGAACAGGAGCGAAUGUUUGAAGUUAAUGAUUAUGUUAAUGUUGAUCAUAAUAAGGUUAAGGUUAAUGAUGAACUUGAAGAAAAAGUUGCAGAUGAGGCAAAUAAUUCGUUUGCAAGAGCAGAAAUUAAUGAACAUGUUUUCACGGUAGAGGAGAAAGAAAACAUCGAAAAGCAAAAUAAACAAGAGCAAAUAGAUUUUGCUAACGAAACGAAAUUGAAUUUCAAUGAAAAUUCAAAAACAAAUUUCAAAACUUAUUAUAACAUCCAAGAUAAUAAUAUUGAAGCUAAGAAGAAUGCUGAUAAUGAAAAUGCUAAUAACUGUAUGGUUAAUCGUAGCAGCAGCCGCAGCAACAACAACAACAGCAGCGACGCAAGCGGCAACAAAGCGAAUGAAUUGUUGCUGGACGCUGGACAAAACCAACUUCCAAUAAGUGAUAUUAAUGAUGUAACAAUCAAUAAUUCAAAUACCACAACAAUUGCAGUUAAUGCAACCAAAACAACUCACACCACCAACGACAACAACAAUAGUAAUGUUUCGAUUAUAGAAACAAAAGCCAAAACAAAUAUUGCAAACAAAAACAUAAUCGAUGCAGAUAAUGUUACAAUAACAACAAAAGAAAAUGCUAAAUUAUUGGCUAGUAUUAGUGAUUUGAAAGAAACGCUACCUGAACUUAAUGAGACUGCAAACAUUGUUGUCGCCACGCCAUUAAACGGAGUCGCCACCAAAAAAGCAACAAUCAAUGGAAAAAGAGGCAAAUCUGCACCGCCCGCCGGCAGCACAAUCGAUGAAGAGAACGGAGGAAAAGUUGACGAUGGGCUGGCGACUUCCAAGAACGCGGUGACAACAAUGCGAACGACUUUUGGCAAUCAACAACAACAACAAACACAAAAACAGCUAAAACAGCAGCAGAAGCAGCCGCCAAAGCAAAAUCAAAAGCAGCAGCAGCAGCAGCAGCAGACCCAACAACAACAACACCAAUAUCAGCAACAACAACAAUCACAAAAUCAAAAACAACAAACAUUGAUAAAAUCAAAGCGUUCGCCGCGCGCAAACAAACCACAGCGUAAUGUCUGUUUUGCGCUGGGCAACACCGUCGGUCACCAUGUUGGCGGCGUUGAUGACGACUACGAUGCAUAUCAGAACAACAAUUAUGACGCCGAGCUGGAGGAUGAUGCCGACGAGGAUGAUGUCACUUACGGCAGACCACGUUCGCACAGCAACAACAUCAAUGCAACUGGUUAUGCACGUCGUCAGCAACAAUACAACAACAAUCAUCGACGCUACUCACAACCAACAUCCGGCAGCAACAAGCAGCAGCAACAACAUUCGUCCGGACAAAAAGCCGAAAAUUGGCGCAACCGCGAUGGUAUUCUAAUAAAUAGCAACAAUACCGGCAACGGCAACGGAGACACAUCGAACAACAGCUCCGGCUUAAGUGCCACGGUAGCAGCAAAUAAUUACCGCAAUAAGUAUCGCUCACAAGGUGGCGUCAAUUCGCCUGGCUGGAAUGUGGGCGGCGGCGGUCAACGCAAUGGCGGCCACUACUACAACGCACGCUCUGGCGGUGGCAAUUACGGUCAUGUGGGCGUAAGUGGCGCCUCGCCACCAUCCGAUGACAGCGGCAGCGGUUCAUCAGGUGCCAUACACAACUGGCGUAACGAUUGCAUCUACACGGGCGCACGUAAUUGUGGCAUGCAACAACGACGCAGCUACCAACAUCCUACACAGCUGCGCUAUUCGCCACCCACACACGAUGGCCACGGCGGCAGCAUUAUGCGCGCACAAUUCAGCCGAAACAAUCAACAACAGCCGCGCAUCGGUUCAGGACGUUUCACACAUUCACCAACCGGCAGUAUGUAUGUGCCGCAGUCGCGCGGCAGUGCCGUCAGCGGCAUAUACCAAAGCGGCAAUGGUUUUGGUUUGGGAGGUGGGGGCGUCGGCGUCGGCAGUGGUUCACCACCAUCACCUGGUGAGCUGGGCAUUGGACUCUCACCGCCGAGCGAGAGUUUAUUAAUGCAGCGACGUAUGCAUGUAGUAGCAGGCGCUGGGCAGCAUCGCAGUAAUGACUUCGGUGUGGGCGAUUUCUGCCAAUCGGCAACAGCUAGCGGUUAAUAAGCGAAAAGUUUACAACAUUCACAUCCAUCAAAACAUACACACACACAUAUAUAUUUUACACACAAAAGAAAACUUCAUUCAAACAAAGUGGGACACGAAACGCUCGUUUCACGAACGUUUUGUUGUUCUUAAAACGAAACCAACUCGAUUUCAUUUAUGUAUACUUAUUCAAAAAUCUAAACACUAUGUAACUGUAGGUGUGUGUGUGUGAGCGCAACAAGCGUUUUUGUUAACGUGGGCAACUAGUAUUUUGUACUGCUUGAUUGUAAAUUCCCUACUUUCUAUAGUGUUGUCCCUACUACUUUUAAAAACUGUAACACCACGUACCCUUUUUGCGCUCACACAUGCACCCUCACCAAAAUUCUGAACCUCUUCGGUUCAAGUAACACCUACGUAUUUCAAAAUCUACGAAAAAAAAAACUUAUUUUUGUACUACUCGUAAUAAUUUAAUCCUCUCCUUUGUGUAACGGUUUGCCUGAUUGUUGAGCGUGUUAUACUGUAAAGCACGCUUGCCAUGCACUUCGUUUAUAGUUUAAGCGUAGCCUUGCGUAAAAGGCAACGAAAGCUCUAGGCAUGCGUCAAUUCCAAAUUAGAUGAAUUUAGUUGCGAUAUUUUGCCAAUAGUUAAAACUUAAUUUUUCCCGAUUUUAAUUAUUUACAAUUAUUUUAAAUCACUUUCUUGAAUAUUUUUUUUUUCCACAAACAUAGUAUCUCUUAUCUGUCGCGCUCAACAUCAUGCUUUCCGAAAUUCCAAAUACACAUAAUUUAGUUGUAAUUACUUCAUUAAUACUAUUAGCUCAAAAUUUUGUCUUAUUUUCUGACAGAAAUGUUUAUUUUCCAAUGUGUUUAAUUUUUUUUUUAUAUAUACCUUAUACUAUUUCAAAGACUUUUCGUAACGACUGUUAAAUGUAAACAACAAAAAGAAACGCAAACACCAGAACAAACACAAAAGAAGCAAAACACACAUGUCAAGUUUGUUGUAAGAUGAUUUAAAAAUGUUGAUGUUAAAUAUGGCUGUUACGAUGGAAAAACAAUGGCUUUUUGGCUCGCUUAUGUAAUGUGUAUUAUGAACGAAAAUGAAAAUAUACAAAAUAAAUGUUCAUAUGUACGAACACCACACACUCAACA
Molecule: messenger RNA, 7498 nt
Organism: Bactrocera latifrons
Lineage: Eukaryota; Metazoa; Arthropoda; Insecta; Diptera; Tephritidae
Gene: Lk6
Product: probable serine/threonine-protein kinase MARK-A
Exons: 7
Coding region: 1866-6368 (1500 amino acids)
Biological process (GO): protein autophosphorylation; intracellular signal transduction; peptidyl-serine phosphorylation
Cellular component (GO): nucleus; cytoplasm
Molecular function (GO): ATP binding; calcium-dependent protein serine/threonine kinase activity; calcium/calmodulin-dependent protein kinase activity
Source: RefSeq, a predicted model, not a curated record